Molecule: messenger RNA, 1052 nt
Organism: Pseudovirgaria hyperparasitica
Lineage: Eukaryota; Fungi; Ascomycota; Dothideomycetes; Acrospermales; Acrospermaceae
Product: NAD(P)-binding protein
Exons: 4
Coding region: 78-848 (256 amino acids)
Source: RefSeq, a predicted model, not a curated record
CACAUAUAUAUAUAUUCGAAAAACUGGCUAUGUAGGACUUCUUCAUCAGAUCAUAGCAUCAUUAAAGUAGCUAAAUAAUGGCUUCUUACCUGAUUACCGGAACCUCUCGUGGCCUCGGCCUGGAGCUUGUCUCGCAACUAGCAGCUCGCCCCGUUGAAGACGUCCGCCUCAUCAUUGCAACAGCCCGGAAUACCGAGGCUGGAGCACUACAGACACUGGCUACAGAGCAUAAGCAUCGUAUCGAGUUGCUGUCUCUUGAUGUUACUUCUCAGGAAAGUAUUUCUGCGGCUGUCAAGCAAGUCGAGACUCUCCUCGGCGGUAAGGGUCUGGACGUCCUGGUCAACAAUGCUGGAGUCUGCACCUACAUUACCGGAGCCAUUGAUCAAAUGAACAACUUAGACGACGUAUUCCGAUCGAAUGUGACCUCUGUGCACAUGAUGACAACAUCAUUCAUCCCUCUUCUGAGAGAAGGAGAUUCAAAGACUGUCGUCAAUCUUUCCACGACAGUCGGUACGUUUGGAAUGCAAGAUUAUUUUGCCGCAGUUCCUUGUCCGGCCUACAAGAUCACCAAAGCCGCACUGAACAUGCUCACAGUCCAGUAUGCACAGGACUAUAAGAAGGAGGGCUUUACCAUAAUUGCAUUGACACCCGGCUGGCUUCGCACAGAUCUUGGCGGCGAAUAUGCCGACCUCAGCGUCCGACAAGGUGCGACAGGUUCCUUGGAAAUCAUCGAAAGGGCGCGCAAAGACCGUUCGAUGACUGGAAAACUCUGGAAUGUCAAAGUUGAGGGCUACGAAAAUCCAGAACCGGGGAAACAGGUAUAUGAUGGUGGCAAUCCAGUAUGGUAGUGUUGUCAAAGGCCAUGACCAAUUGGUAUGGGAAAGAUUUAUCUUGGGGAACUAGACCACGAGAUGGUAUCAUGAUGGGUGAUUGGUCUGGCGACCGUUUAACAGCGAGGAGCAGCACGAGGCGGUGCUAGAGCGAUGACAUUCCAUCGCAUUACUUCGUAGAAUGACAUAAUAAAAAUGAGAUGAUGUCUUCUCAAUCCUCCG